GUGGUCGGUUGUUACAUGUCGAAGGAAUGUCUUUGUGCAACAGACAUUAAGAUCGACAACCACUCGCGCCCAACGUCGCGCAAUCUUCCAAACAAAACAAAACCAAACAUGGCAACGCAACAUCCAGACGAUCGCAGCGACGGUCCUUGGAGCGAUAAGAACAAGCGCAAGUUCCGAAACAAAGACCUCAGCGAAUUCUAUGACCCGUGCCAGGAAGCCGCCGCGAGGAGCAUACAAUGUCUGAACCGCAACGGCGGGGACAGGACCAUGUGCCAGGAUUACUUUGCUGCGUAUCGCGAAUGCAAAAAACAAUGGAUUGGCCGAAAAAGAGAAGUCUACAACAUCCCGAAAGACUCCGAGUCUGGAGGUGAACAAGAUCAAGGGCAAUAAUGACUCGACCCUCCGAGAAAACUAUGCAAACUACAUCAGCCGGCCCUCUGCCGUACACAUGCGAUGCCAGCCUACACAAUGGCGUUUAGCCACUAAUAACCUGGUCUUUACCUAGUCAGGGAUAAUGGUUUAGUUCACCUCCAGUGCUUUGUAGGCCGAGCCCCUUUCGUGUCCGUCUUAUAUGUGACCAGGGAAACCCAGACUAUAAAAUAUGAGAGAAAUGUACGAUUAGGUACCUAUACAUCAUCAGCAUUGCAUACAUAUGUCCGAUAGUGCGCAAAAUCCCAAACGAAGACUACUACGUAUAGUACCUACAGUAGUGGCCAGGCAUCGUCGAGAGGCAUUUCAUCACAACCCUGGUUUAACCAUGUUCAGCCUACCCGUAAAACUUUCG
Molecule: messenger RNA, 784 nt
Organism: Pyricularia oryzae 70-15
Lineage: Eukaryota; Fungi; Ascomycota; Sordariomycetes; Magnaporthales; Pyriculariaceae
Exons: 4
Coding region: 16-390 (124 amino acids)
Source: RefSeq, a predicted model, not a curated record